CCUCAGCUCUGCCCGCCUUCCCUCUUGCUGUGGGCCAAGCCCAUUAAGCUGCUGCCCCGGCCACAACUGAAGGCCCCACGCCCUGGGGAGGAAACCGCCAUCGAGGCGUCCCUUGCUCCGUGGCUCCCCAAACCAUCAAUUAGUAUUUAUAAAGGAAGGCUCCUGGCUGCCUAAAGACCCCCAUCAGGGCUCAGAUGGAGGGGAAGCCCCACCCCCGUGACUCAGGAGGUUAAAGAGCCUGGGGCCGCCCGGGAGCCCAGAGUGUCCGGAUGGCGUGUGGCAGCGGGAGGGUCACCAUCCAGCUGGUGGACGAAGAGGCAGGGCCUGGAACCAGAGGCCCGAAGCCCUAUCGGGGCCAGAGAUACGAGGCAAUCCGAGCAGCCUGCCUGGAUGAGGGGAUCCUGUUCCGAGACCCCUACUUCCCUGCUGGCCCCGACGCCCUUGGCUACGACGAGCUGGGGCCCGACUCGGAGAAGGCCAAAGGGGUGGAAUGGAUGAGGCCCCAUGAGUUUUGCGCGGAGCCCCAGUUCAUCUGCGAGGACAUGAGCCGAACAGACGUGUGUCAGGGGCGCCUCGGUAACUGCUGGUUCCUUGCGGCCGCUGCCUCCCUCACUCUGUACCCCCGACUCCUGAGCCGGGUGGUCCCCCCUGGUCAAGGCUUCCAAGAUGGCUAUGCAGGUGUCUUCCACUUCCAGCUCUGGCAGUUUGGCCGCUGGGUGGACGUGGUGGUGGACGACAGGCUGCCGGUGCGUGAGGGGAAGCUGAUGUUCGUGCGCUCGGAUCAGCGGAACGAGUUCUGGGCCCCGCUCCUGGAAAAGGCCUACGCCAAGCUCCACGGCUCCUAUGAGGUGAUGCGAGGCGGCCACAUGAACGAGGCUUUCGUGGACUUCACAGGCGGCGUGGGCGAGGUGCUCUACCUGAGGCAGGACACCCCGGGCCUCUUCUCUGCCCUGCGCCAUGCCCUGGCCAAGGAGUCGCUCGUGGGCGCCACCGCCCUGAGCGAUAGGGGCGAGUACCGCACAGAAGACGGGCUGGUGAAGGGACACGCGUACUCAGUCACGGGCACGUACAAGGUGACCCUGGGCUUCACCAAGGUGCGGCUGCUGCGGCUUCGGAACCCAUGGGGCCGUGUGGAGUGGACGGGGGCCUGGAGCGACAGCUGCCCCCGCUGGGAUGCGCUCCCCACCGAGUGGCGAGAUGCCCUGCUGGUGAAAAAGGAGGAUGGCGAGUUCUGGAUGGAGCUGAAGGACUUCCUCCGCCACUUCAACACCGUGCAGAUCUGCUCGCUGAGCCCCGAGGUGCUGGGCCCCAGCCCGGCGGGAGGCGGCUGGCACAUCCACACCUUCCAGGGCCGCUGGGUGCGCGGCUUCAACUCUGGCGGGAGCCAGCCUGGCACCGAAACCUUCUGGACCAACCCCCAGUUCCGACUGACGCUGCUGGAGCCUGACGAGGAGGAUGAUGAUGAGGAGGGGCCCUGGGGGGGCUGGGGGGCAGCAGGAGCGUGGGGCCCGGCGAGGGGGGGGCGCAUCCCCAAGUGCACUGUCCUUCUGUCACUCAUCCAGCGCAACCGGCGGCGCCUGAGGGCCCAGGGCCUCACCUACCUCACCGUGGGCUUCCAUGUGUUCCAGAUCCCAGAGGAGCUGCUGGGCCUGUGGGACUCCCCGCGCAGCCGCGCGCUCCUGCCGGGCCUGCUGCGCGCCGACCGCUCGCCCUUCUGCGCCCGCCGCGACGUGAGCCGCCGCUGCCGCCUGCGCCCCGGCCACUACCUGGUGGUGCCCAGCGCAGCCCGCGCCGGCGACGAGGCCGACUUCACGCUGCGCGUCUUCUCCGAGCGCCGCCACGCGGCCGUGGAGAUCGACGACGUCAUCAGCGCCGACCUGCACGCGCUCCUGGUCCCCUACGUCCCCCUGGAGCUGGGCUUGGAGCAGCUGUUCCAGGAGCUGGCAGGAGAGGAGGAAGCACUCAGUGCCGCUCAGCUCCAGACCUUAUUAAGCAUUGCCCUGGAGCCUGCCAGGGCCCGCACACAGACCCCUCGAGACACUCGGACCCCUCGAGAGAUCGGGCUCAGGACCUGCGAGCAGUUGCUGCGGUGUUUUGGGAACGGACAAAGCCUCACCCUGCACCACUUCCAGCAGCUCUGGGGCCAUCUCCUGGAGUGGCAGGCCACAUUUGAUAAGUUUGACGAGGACGCCUCUGGAACCAUGAACUCCUAUGAGCUGAGGCUGGCGCUGAAUGCAGCAGGCUUCCACCUGAACAACCAGCUGACCCAGGCCCUCACUAGCCGCUACCGGGACAGUCGUCUGCGGGUGGACUUCGAGCGCUUUGUGUCUUGUGCAGCCCAGCUCACCUGUAUCUUCCGCCACUGCAGCCAGCACCUGGAUGGAGGUGAGGGGGUCAUCUGCCUGACCCGGAGACAGUGGAUGGAGGUGGCCACCUUCUCCUAGGAUCUCCGCGCGGAGCACCUGUGGCUGGAGGCGGGAGAGCUGCCAGGAGCCCUGCCUUUUCUCCUCUCCCAGCCUGGACUGGGGUUUAUUCCACAGGGAGGGGGCCUGAGCAGAACCGACCCCUCUGCCUCUCUGCCUGGCACGUGGGGCUGAUGCUCUGAUGCUGAGCAGCCGUUCAGAGCACCGCCCUGGGAGCCAGCCAGCCUGGGGGGUUUCUGGCCCCACCACUCAGCAGCAGGGUGAGCUCCCUGCACUUCUCUGUGCUUUGCCCUCCUCACCUAUAAACAAGGACGGUCGGUUACAGCGCUUCUCUCGCGCAGGCUACACCAGUUAGCACUCGGAACAGGACCUGGCUUAGCGCGGGCCCCCCAGGAGACCCUCAUGUUUACACACUCAUGGGGACAGGGAUCUCCCACGCCCAGCCCUGCUCAGGGAAGAGGUUCUCCUGCGGCUCUCCUAAGAAGUAGAGAACAGACACAGGAGAGAGAUAAAGAGAGAACACUGUAGGAAUCCUUCU
Messenger RNA from Canis lupus familiaris (dog), 2961 nucleotides. RefSeq names its product calpain 12 (gene CAPN12). Gene Ontology annotation, cellular component: cytoplasm. The transcript is spliced from 21 exons. Gene Ontology annotation, molecular function: calcium ion binding; calcium-dependent cysteine-type endopeptidase activity. Lineage: Eukaryota; Metazoa; Chordata; Mammalia; Carnivora; Canidae. The record is from RefSeq and is a predicted model, not a curated record. Gene Ontology annotation, biological process: proteolysis. The coding region runs from base 270 to 2444 and encodes 724 amino acids.